AUGAAAAAAAAAAAAUGGUUCCAUAAUACUUAAACUGAAAAAAAGAUUACUGCGGUCCUUUUAUGAAGAAAAAUAAAAUACAUAUUCUUGUGACAGACUGCGGACACAGUACAGGGAUGACCAGAGACUGCGGACACAGUACAGGGAUGACCAGAGACUGCGGACACAGUACAGGGAUGACCAGAGACUGCGGACACAGUACAGGGAUGACCAGAGACUGCGGACACAGUACAGGGAUGACCAGAGACUGCGGACACAGUACAGGGAUGACCAGAGACUGC
Staurois parvus is the source of this 281-nucleotide messenger RNA. The record is from the annotation of a GenBank genome assembly. Lineage: Eukaryota; Metazoa; Chordata; Amphibia; Anura; Ranidae.